CCCAGACCCCGCCGGCAGCUGCCCCGCGAUGAGGCCACUCCUGCUGUCUCUGCUCCUGGCUACUCUGUGCGCUGACCUGGCCCGGGCCCUGCACUGCCAUGUGUGCUGUGGCCACAAGGACUGCGAGUCUCUGGUGGAGUGCGCCCCAACUGACAACUACUGUGUGAUCACGCAGGCCACGAACCCCGGUGGCAUCCUGGUCAUGAAGUCCUGCGCCCCCGUGUGCCCCAACAGCACCAUGUCCUCGGACGGCCGCACCCUCUCCGUCUCCUGCUGCCAGGGCAGCCAGUGUAACCGUGCGGCCGGGGGCCUGGCGGCCAGUCCCGGAACCCUGUGGCUCGGUGCCUGGGCCAGCCUGCUGGGGCCGCUGCUCCGGGUGGCCUGGUGAGCCCGCCCCCGACAGUCUUUCCCAGGCACCCGGCCACCUGCCCACCCGCAAGGACAGUCCCCGGCUCCCCUGCUGCGCCUCCCCCUACCCCGGGAUACACCCAGCCCCGUCCUGGGGCUCCUACCCUCCUGCAGGGAACCCACCUCCAAGGGACCCUCUGCCCUCUCCUGGGGUCCUGGCCAUGCGGGAGUGGGCAGGGCACCUCCAUCCUCCCUGGCGCCCUCUGCCUCAUUUCAGGGGCUUCCCCUGGGGGCUCGUCCCCCAGCUGCCCUGUGCACGGAGUGGGGAGGAGCAGGGGUCUGGGCGUCCCCUGCUCCGGCCACCGCUGGCCUCCCACCUGCAUCCGCCCGCCCUCCCCUUCCACCCCUGACUCACAUCUCGGUGGGCACACUCGCUCCUCAUGAACCUCCCGGGCCUCCUGCCAGGCCCCCCAGGCGGUCCUUCAGGGGCUCCCCUCACUGCCCACUGCCCGACUGGAGACGGGGUGAGGGGCCCCGCCAGGUGAAGCAGGCUCGUUCACGAUCCCCUGGCUGCCCGUUGUGGGGGCCAGUCCGAGUCGGGUGUCUGUUCUCACCGGGCAUGGGGGGCCGCCCACCUCCCCCAGAGGCUCCUGUGACAAGCCCACCCCCAGGACAGCUCGUAAGAGCAGAAUAAAGCUGCACAUCCUGUCCUGUC
Molecule: messenger RNA, 1063 nt
Organism: Nyctereutes procyonoides (raccoon dog)
Lineage: Eukaryota; Metazoa; Chordata; Mammalia; Carnivora; Canidae
Product: ly6/PLAUR domain-containing protein 2-like
Exons: 3
Coding region: 29-388 (119 amino acids)
Molecular function (GO): acetylcholine receptor inhibitor activity
Source: RefSeq, a predicted model, not a curated record